Messenger RNA from Carya illinoinensis, 1567 nucleotides. Its product is annotated as tRNA N(3)-methylcytidine methyltransferase METTL6. NCBI's taxonomy places the organism in Eukaryota, Viridiplantae, Streptophyta, Magnoliopsida, Fagales, Juglandaceae. The transcript has 6 exons. Bases 100 to 1131 code for a protein of 343 amino acids. The record is from RefSeq and is a predicted model, not a curated record.
AAAACAAAAAAAGAAUGGUAUCAAGAAAAACGGAAAAAUGAUUUAGAAUGAAUGUCAUUCCAUUUCAUUUCCCUUUCGAAACUGUAAGGCUAGGAGAAGAUGGAAGCAGCAGAGUACUUCUCCAAGGACUUCGAGUGGGAGGAGCUGAGAGCAGAGGUCGAAAACGAUCCGUCGUUACGCUGCCACUUGCUCCCAUUCGAAUCUUCGAAUCCCUCUUCAAUAAAAGCUGCAGAUGAAGAUUCAGCGGCAUGGAAAAGGUUUCACGUCCGUCACUCCUCCGGCAAAUUCUUCAAGGAGAGACGGUAUUUGCUAAAGGAGUUCCCAGAACUAGUCUCAUGUGGAGAACAUUAUAAGGUUUUGGAGGUGGGAUGUGGCAAUGGUAGUACUGCUCUCCCAAUUUUACGUGGCAAUGAACACAUCAUUGUGUAUGCAUGCGAUUGCAGCACUGAGACUCUUGAGAGGGCUGAAGAGAUUAUAGCUGCCGCUAAUGUAGCAUCUGUUAGACAUCGUUUCCAUACAUUCUGCUGUGAUUUUUCUACAACUGGGUUUCCAGAGUGGUUGGGCUGCCAUACUUGCCAAGAAAUUUUUCUUCAAAAGCAGCAAAUUUGCUUGUCAGGUUUUGAUUUUCAUCCUUCUCAUUGCUGUGUACUUUUGUUGUCCCCAUAUGCAAUAUAUACUUCAGAUUUCUUUUUUGCUUCUCCAGAUGUUAAAGAGAAUAAUAGAAAUGAUGCGUAUUCAUUGAAAGAAAGACACUGUUGCAUUGGUGGGGUGGAUUUUGUUACCUUGGUAUUCACUCUAUCAGCUGUACCAUUCCAGAGGAUGCCAACAUCCAUCAAGGAGUGCUUUUCUGUUUUAAAGCCAGGAGGCAUACUUUUAUUUAGAGAUUAUGGCCUCUACGAUAUGACUAUGCUUCGAUUUAAGUCAGACCAAAGAGUGGGGUUCAGGGAGUACAUGCGUUCUGAUGGAACCCGUUCUUAUUUCUUCUGUCUAGAUACUGUUAGACAUCUCUUUUUGGGCGCAGGCUUCAUUGAGCUAGAACUUGAAUAUUGUUGUGUUAAAUCUGUGAAUCGCCGAAACGGGAACAGCAUGCUUAGAGUGUGGGUUCAUGGGAAGUUUCAGAGGCCUAUGUGAAGUUACUUGUUGAGAGAGACUUUUCUCAGAGGUACCAUUUGAAGAAAUGGAGAUUUUUCUAUUUCUCGCCCUACGGUUUGCUGUGAAAAGCUGCUGUUUCAUAUCUAUAAUUUUUUUAGAGCAGAGUACAUCCUGCCAAACAAUGUAAAUUCAGGACAACAGUGAGGGAGGGAGGGACCGUUCUCGCCCUAUGGUUUGAUCAUUGCUGUUGAAAAACUGUCUUUUUUUAUUUUUUAUUUCUUAUUUUUUAUUUAUAAGAGGAGAGGGAUGAUAUUAUCAAUUUUAUUGAUAGCCCUCAUUUAUGGCAGAGAAAUGCCAUGGCUAGGGUUCACAAAAAUCUUUAAACCAUGGCUUUAAGAAUGUAAACAAUGUAAAUGUAAAAACUACAUCGACAAGGUAAAAUCCUUCAAUAUUUUAGAGUAAUUAUUACUUUUAA